AAAAGAAAAGAAAAAGGGAAAAAAGAAAAAUUAAUUCCUCCAUAUUUUUUCGUCUUCUUGCUUGAACUGCUCUACACUCCCGCUUCAAGAAAAAAAGAGUUUCGAAUCAGGUCAGAAUUUAUUACAAGUAGUUAAAGGUCGAAGGAACAACAACUACGGAAAUACAAACUAUUCAUUGAAGUCACAAUUAUAGUCAAAAGGAGCUGUGUUGGCGAAGGAAUGCUUUCUGGCGAGUUCUUGUGAUUAUCUGCAAUGUCCGGGCUACUAAAUUCUGCUCUCAACGAUUCAAAUUCGAAUCUUCCAGACACCACAGGGCGACCAUUUGCAGCAUCUUUUUCUGCUCAAUCUGCUUCAGCGACCCCAGUUUAUCAUCAUGCUGGAACUGUACAAGGCUUGCAUAACAUGCAUGGAAGCUUCAACAUUCCUGGCUCACUUACUUCAAGAAAUUCUACAAUGAAUGGUGUCCCUUCAGGCGCUGUCCAACAACCAACAGGGAGCCUUUCUAAUGGGCGAUUUGCAUCAAACAAUAUUCCGAUUGCUCUUUCUCAGAUGUCUCAUGGUAGCUCACAAGCGCAUUCAGGAGUCGGACACAGAGGAGGAAUGGGAGUCUCACCAAUUCUGGGGAACGCAGGCUCUCGAAUGACCAGCUCGAUGGGGAACAUUGUUGGUGGUAAUAAUAUUGGGAGAAGCUUAAGCUCUGGCGGAGGUUUAUCUGUUGCUGGUCUAGCAUCCCGUUUAAACUUAGCAGGAAAUACUGGAUCUGGGAAUUUGGGUCUACAAGGACCUCACAGACUAAUGAGUGGUGUUAUUCCACAAGCGCCGCAGAUGAUGUCUAUGUUAGGAAACUCCUAUUCUAAUACUGGAGGUCCGCUAUCUCAGAGCCAAGUACAAGGAGGCAACAACUCGUUAAGUUCUAUGGGAAUGUUAGGUGAUAUGAACUCCAACGAUAGUUCUCCUUUUGAUCUUAAUGACUUCCCCCGGUUGACAGGCCGCCCUAAUUCUUCCGGAGGUCCUCAAGGGCAAUUAGGCUCACUGCGCAAGCAAGGAGUUAGCCCCAUUGUUCAACAAAACCAGGAAUUUAGCAUCCAGAAUGAAGACUUUCCUGCUUUACCUGGAUUUAAAGGAGGCAACAACGAUUUCCCAAUGGAUAUGCAUCAGAAAGAACAGUUACAUGAUAAUGCUGUGUCGAUGAUGCAGUCACAGCACUUCCCUAUGGGAAGGUCUGCAGGAUUUAGCUUGGGAGGUACAUAUUCAUCUCACUACCAACAGCAACCACAACAUUCUCCAUCAGUGAGUAGUGCUGGUGUAUCUUUUGGCCAUGCAAAUAAUCAAGAUCUUCUUCAUUUGCAUGGCUCUGAUCUAUUCCCAACUUCUCAUGGUAGUUUCCAUUCACAGGUUCAGAAUAGCGGACAAUCUAAUAUUGGAUUGAGAUCUGUAAACUCGGCGAAUUCUGCUUCUGGUAUGGGAUCAUAUGAUCAGCUUAUUCAACAGUAUCAACAACUUCAAAAUCAGUCCCAGUUUCGCAUGCAACAGAUGUCGGCGGCAAAUCAAUCAUACAGAGAACAGAAUAUGAAGUCCUUGCAGGCAACACAAUCUGCUGCUGAUCGUUUUGGUUUGCUUGGCCUAUUAAAUGUCAUUAGAAUGACAGAUCCUGAUCUCACAUCUCUUACGCUAGGAAUUGAUCUAACAACACUUGGACUAAAUUUAAACUCAAUGGAUGACCUUCAUAAAAAAUUUGGAUCUCCAUGGUCUGACGAGCCAGCAAAAGGAGAACCGGAAUUCAGAGUGCCUGAAUGCUAUUAUGCUAAGCAACCGCCGGUACUACAGCAAAAGUAUUUUUCGAAGUUCGGGCCUGAGACGUUAUUUUAUAUAUUUUACAGCAUGCCAAGAGACGAAGCUCAACUAUUUGCUGCCAAUGAGCUGCACACAAGAGGAUGGAUCUACCACAAAGAGCUCCGGAUAUGGUUAAUUAGGGGUCCUAACAUGGAACCUCUUGUCAAGACAAACACAUAUGAGAGAGGACCCUACCUCUGCUUCGAUCCCAACACAUGGGAAACUAUUCGCAAGGAUAAUUUUGUGCUCCAUUACGACAUGUUAGAGAAGAGACCGAUGAUACCUCAACAUUAGCCAUGUUUUUUGACUUUGUAAAGUUUGUUGUCCAAACAGUAGUCUCAAAGUAGGCUCUAUCCAUUACCCCUUUUUCGUUUUUGGCCACAGGCUUAUGAUUAGUUUCAUUAAUGUCAUUUUUAUUUGGCCGCGAAAUAUGGCCUUUUUUUUUGUAUCCUUCAAUGAAGAACCUGUUUAUUACGCUUAACGUUUAUUAUUAUAUCAGCAGUAAAAGGGAAUUCAAAGUAA
Molecule: messenger RNA, 2355 nt
Organism: Papaver somniferum (opium poppy)
Lineage: Eukaryota; Viridiplantae; Streptophyta; Magnoliopsida; Ranunculales; Papaveraceae
Product: probable NOT transcription complex subunit VIP2
Exons: 15
Coding region: 253-2127 (624 amino acids)
Biological process (GO): regulation of DNA-templated transcription; nuclear-transcribed mRNA poly(A) tail shortening
Cellular component (GO): P-body; CCR4-NOT core complex
Source: RefSeq, a predicted model, not a curated record